Esox lucius (northern pike) is the source of this 3020-nucleotide messenger RNA. Its product is annotated as mucin-5AC. The record is from RefSeq and is a predicted model, not a curated record. Lineage: Eukaryota; Metazoa; Chordata; Actinopteri; Esociformes; Esocidae. Bases 1 to 2859 code for a protein of 952 amino acids. The transcript has 12 exons.
AUGACAGAGACCCCAACUGCUCCAAAAACAACAACAGAGACCUCAACCACAACUUCAGCUGCUUCAACAACAACUACAGAGUCUCCAACAACAACGACAGAGGUUACAAGCACAACUACAGCUGAACCCACCACAAUUACAGCUGCACCAACGACUUCAGAGUCUCCAACCACAACUACAUCUGCUCCAACAACAACAGAGGCCACAACCACAACCACAGCGGCUCCAACAACGACUACAGAGUCUCCAACAACAACGACAGAGGCUACAACCACAACUACAGAGGCCCCAAUCACAAGCACAGCAGCUCCAACAACAACUACAGAGUCUCCAACAACAACGACAGAGGCUACAAGCACAACGACAGAGGCUUCAACCACAACUACAGCUGCCCCAACCACAACUACUGCCGCUACAACAACAACUACAGCUGCCACAACCACAACAACUGAGACACAAACCACAACUACAGCUUUACCAACGACUACAGAGUCUCCAACCACAACUACAGAGGCAUCUACAACAACUACAGCUGCUAUAACCACGACUACAGCUCCUUCGACAAUAACUACAGAGGCCCUUACCAGCAGAACAACAGCUACAACCCCUGAAACUACAACCCCUGCAACUACAACCCCUGAAACUACAACCCCUUCAUCUAUAACUCCUGCAACUACAACCCCUUCAACCACAACCCCUGCAACUACAAUCAUUGCAACUACAACCCCUGCAAGUACAACCACAGCAACAGCAAUCACUGCAACUACAAUCAUUGCAACUACAGCUAUUCCACUCAGUACGGUGCCUGUGGUAUUCAGGUCCUUAGGGGAGACCUUCACCUCUGACCUAUCAAACUCAUCAACUCAGGCCUUUCAAAACCGAGCAUUACUCAUUAAAACUCAGCUUGAACCUUUUUAUCAAUCAGCUUUCGUCUCUUUUUAUAGUUUAACUGUGACACAAUUCAGCUCUGGAUCCAUCAUUAAUCAUAUGGAUUUAGCAUUCUACUCCUCCUCUGUACCUAAUAAUACAGAGAUUGGAACCAUUUUGAUAAAAGCUGCACAAAACAUCACAGUGUUUAACAUCGACUUCACCUCAGUGACUGUGAACAACACAGAUAUUUUUGCAGCAACUACGUUACCUCCAUCAUCUGCUGUAGUCACCCCUGUGGCAGAUACUACCACUUCAACAACUGGACAACCUCAUACUGUUCUCGUCACGGCUGCUACGACUGGACCCAGAAACACCACCACUACAUUGUUGUCUCCCUCAACAGUAUCAAAUAUAGGAUCAACCCUGGCCACACUAACUACCAGAACAUCUCCAACCACCACUACAACCAACCCACAAACAACCUCUCCCACAAUAACUACAGCUGUGUCCAACAUCACAACAGCUUCUGUCAACACAACCAAAACCGCAAAUACAACAACUACAGCUUCUAUCAACACAACCAAAGCUGCCAACACAACAACAACCACAGCUUCUGUCAACACAACCAAAGCUGCCAAUACAACAACAACAACAGCUUCUGUCAACACAACCAAAGCUGCCAACACAACAACAACUACAGCUUCUGUCAACACAACCAAAGCUGCCAAUACAACAACAACGACCACAGCUUCUGUCAACACAACCAAAGCUGCCAAUACAACAACAAUGAUCACAGCUUCUCCCUCAACAAGCUUGGGUGCUUCAACAGUCUUUCAAGGUACUCCUACAGCAACUACUUUUCUCCCCUCAACUGUGGCUGGUACCACCACCAGAACAACUGGACAACCUGUCACUGUUCCUAUGACUGGACCCAGAAACACAACCACUACAUUUGGGUCUCCCUCAACAGCAUCAAAUGCAGCAUCAACACUGGCCACACUAACUACCAGAACAACUCCAACUACCACUACAACCAGCGCACCAACAACUACCAAAACCACAACUGCAACUACUACAACAACUACAGCAACUACUAGGACAACCACCACAACUGCGCCUAUUCAACCUGCUCCAGUGGUGGUUUUCAUCAUACAACAACUUUAUGUCCCACAAUUAAGUAACCCUGCGAGUACAGAGUUCCAAACCCUUGCAUUAACUGUUAUUGCAGCGUUUGAUGUGAUCUACAAAACAAAAUACGGAAGCUUCUUCAUUAGGACGAUAGUUCUCGCAUUCACACCUAUUACCCGUUCCCGGAGUGCAGACACGCAGGCUGAGGUGAAGCUGGUGUUUAACCAGACCGCCGCACAACCGGUACCUCAACUUGCUGAAAUUGGGGACACGCUAAAGGCAGCUCUGAACAGUUCCAACAGUACCAUCGGCAACCUCACAGUGGUGUCAGACUCCAUCAAAGUUACAGUACUCACCUCAAAUACAACAGCUACUCCUGUCAUUACUUCCGCCAUCACAUCUACAACCCCUGCAACUACAACCACUAAAACUACAACCACUACAGCUGUUCCACUCAGUAUGGUGCCUGUGGUAUUCAGGUCCUUAGGGGAGACCUUCACCUCUGACCUAUCAAACUCAUCAACUCAGGCCUUUCAAAACCGAGCAUUACUCAUUAAAACUCAGCUUGAACCUUUUUAUCGAUCGGCUUUCAUCUCUUUUAAUAGUUUGACUGUGACAAAAUUCAGCUCUGGAUCCAUCAUAAAUACUAUGAAUUUAGCAUUCCUCUCCUCCUCGGUCCCUAAUAACACAGCGAUUGGCAACGUUUUGAUAAAUGCAGCUCGAAACAUCACAGCUUUCAACAUCGACCCCACCUCAGUGACAGUCAAUGGCAUAGCUAACUCAGGUGUGGGCAGCAAGGCAAGUCUCUUCACAGCUUCCUGUCUGGUGGUUCUGUCAAUGCUCCUAUCAAGACAACAGUGAUCUCAGAGGCAGUCUCCUGAAAAAGCUCUCUCACUCACCGGAAAGAAGCAGUGCAAGAUGCGGUGGUUAUACAUUAUUUACACGCCCCAAUUACAACUAAGAAUGCAAUAGAAAAAUGCAUUAGAUACAGUAUAACACAAUUACCUACUAUUCUGUAAACA